This is a messenger RNA of Loa loa (African eye worm), 1018 nucleotides long. Its product is annotated as serine/threonine protein kinase. Gene Ontology annotation, cellular component: cytoplasm; nucleus. The transcript has 8 exons. NCBI's taxonomy places the organism in Eukaryota, Metazoa, Nematoda, Chromadorea, Rhabditida, Onchocercidae. Gene Ontology annotation, biological process: signal transduction; peptidyl-serine phosphorylation. Bases 1 to 891 code for a protein of 296 amino acids. The record is from RefSeq and is a predicted model, not a curated record. Gene Ontology annotation, molecular function: protein serine/threonine kinase activity; ATP binding.
AUGGCUAUUAAUUCACAAACGAAUGCUACACAGAUAUCGACACAAAUAUCACAAAAUAUACCAGUGUGUCUUGCGCGUCUUUAUCCAAAAUUGAAGAAACGAAAUACAACGGUACCAUUGUUCAAAAUUGGUGACAUUGUUGCGGAACGAUGGAUUAUAAGCGGGCUAAUAGGCCGUGGUGGAUAUGGUCAAAUUUUUUUUGCUGUUGAUAGCCGAGGCGAAGAGGUGAAAGGAGUAGCCAUAAAAACAGAACUAAAAAUGCGAAAAGGCAGAGUAGCUAAACGAAUGAUUUUGGAACAAAAAGGAAUAGCGGGAUUACGAGAUAUACAUUCGAUCGGUUAUAUUCAUCGAGAUAUCAAGCCACAUAAUUUGUGCUUCGGACUCUCUGAAGUUAGUAAACAUCGCUUAGUAAUAAUUGAUUAUGGAUUGGCGCGACGCUUCCGUUAUCCAAAUGGUCGAGUACGACCGCUGCGACGAGAAUGCGGAUUUCGCGGUACCACACUCUACGCAUCCCUAAGGGCACAUGGAGGAAAGGAUCUUGGACCGUCAGAUGACCUGGUAAGUUUGUUUUAUGUAGCAAUUGAAAUGGUUCUUGGUCGUGUACCUUGGAAACAAGCAAGAAGAAGCGAAGAAGUGAAGGCAUUGAAAGAAGCUAUUCAAGGAGAGGAUUUUCAAAGUGUAACGGAAAAAGUUGGUGAAAGUUUGCGCGAAUUUGGACGUGCCGUACAUUCGAUGGAUGCAUAUGACGAGCCAAACUAUGUGGCUCUCCAGAAUAUAAUGCUGGAUUUUACGAACCAUCGACAACUGAGCGAUCCAUACGAUUGGGAUAACGAUUUUGAAGAGGUACUCCGUGAAAAUGACAUCAAUCAAAUGAUCUCCAAAAAUCAAUGAAACAUGCAGCAGAGAUAACGUUCCAGCUUACGAUUCACUAAAUGAUGAGACGGGACAGGAUGGUGAUCGUUAACAACGUCUUUGCUAUUUCAUUUUGUAUACUUUUUAGAGCUGUAAGAGAAACAAG